This is a messenger RNA of Capsicum annuum, 1260 nucleotides long. Its product is annotated as bidirectional sugar transporter NEC1. Lineage: Eukaryota; Viridiplantae; Streptophyta; Magnoliopsida; Solanales; Solanaceae. Bases 165 to 1025 code for a protein of 286 amino acids. Gene Ontology annotation, cellular component: membrane. Gene Ontology annotation, biological process: carbohydrate transport. The transcript has 6 exons. The record is from RefSeq and is a predicted model, not a curated record. Gene Ontology annotation, molecular function: sugar transmembrane transporter activity.
AAGAGUUUUCAAGUGGCAAGCAAUUUUUAUCAGCAAUAUCUCACUUUAUUUUUCCUAUAUAAACAUUGGCACAAUUUAUGUUAUUCCCCUCUCAUAUAUGCUUUGAGUAUUUUCUCCAUCUACUUCUCUUUGUAUAACUUGUAAUUAUACAAGUACACUCAAGAAUGGCUUUCUUCAUCAGCACUCAUCAAUUGGCCUUUACUUUUGGCAUUCUUGGAAAUGUGGUGUCAUUCUUGGUGUACUUGUCCCCACUGCCUACUUUCUAUAGGAUAUACAAAAGAAAAUCAACCGAAGGAUUUCAAUCGAUACCUUAUUCAGUUUCGCUUUUCAGCGCUAUGCUUUAUUUGUACUAUGCUUAUCUCAAAGAUAAUGAGAUUUUGCUCAUAACAAUUAACAGCUUUGGAUUUGGUAUUGAAUUGAUGUAUCUCAUUGUCUUCAUGACAUAUGCAACCAGAGAGUCCAAGAUUUUCACUACGAAGCUGCUGGUAUUUUUCAACGUAUUUAUAUAUGGAGCAAUCAUCGUGUUGACAUAUCAAUUGACAAAAAAUGAUGAAUUGCGGCUAAAAAUUGUUGGAUGGAUUUGUGCAGUCUUUUCUGUUAGCGUUUUUGCAGCUCCUCUAAGCAUUAUGAGGCACGUUAUCAAAACAAAGAGCGUUGAGUUCAUGCCAUUUCCUCUUUCUUUCUUCCUCACAGUCUGUGCAGUUAUGUGGUUUUUCUAUGGUAUAUUGAGCAAAGACAUGUACAUUGCAACUCCAAACAUUCUAGGGUUCACAUUCGGCAUUGCACAAAUGAUAUUGUACGCGAUAUACAGAAAGAGGAAGCAACAAGUCCUACCCGAUAUUACUCUGAUCGAUCUGAAAGAUAUCACCAUUGAUAUGAAAGCUGUAGUGGUGGAGAUAAUUCAAGAAAAUGCUGCUGAUGAGAAAGAGAAUAAGCAAGAAGAAGUUGAUGGUGUUAAUGAGAAAAAGGAUGGUGAUAAUAACCAAGAAAUUGCAAUAACAACUUCUAAAGUACGAGAAAAUUAAUCUAAUGUUGCAUAAAAAAAACUUAUAAGCUCUAUAGGUAUCUAGGGCCUUCUACAAUGAGAUAAUUGCCCCUAAUAGCCAAAGGCAACAAGGGUAAAAAAGAAUGUCAACGGGGUAAUUCUGUAAUGUAUCAGAUGAAGGUCAUGCUACUUAGUGUGUUUACUGUUUUUGCUUAUUAAGGGAUGUAAUUGUUUCCUUGUUUUGUGUCUUCUUAUAUAUAAAAGCAAGUUGAAUA